CGUAACACAGCCUUACUGGGACAGGGUGGUAACAGAAUCUGGAGCCGCGGUACAAGAAAGCAGCAAAAUCUGACCAGAACUGUCCUCAAAAUGGAUAAUGGAGCGAGCAGUAGAGGAGUUCCAGUGACGUCAACAUUGGGAAAGGACACGGGUCCGAGCUCAGAGAUCUCCGAGCUCCUGGCAGGCUGGAAUGAUUUCCAGCUGCUGCAGCUGACGGAUUUCUACCGGGACAGGCUGGAGCAGGCGAUGGAAGGAGGGGUGCACGGAGUGAGCCUGGCGUUAACGGCCGAGAAUCAGUUCAGCGGAGAGGAACAUCGGAAAAUCUCUGAUCUCGCUGAUAAGGGAGAGCGGGUGGACAGUUCUAAACUCCUCCUGAGCCUGGUGAUGGAGAAAGGCUCCCGCGCCCGGAGGGUGAUGUGGGAAACCUUUGUCAAAAUGCGGAUUGGUGUCCCAAAGUUGGACAAAAUACUGAAAGAAAUACAGGAACAUGGUUGUGUUCCGGUCCAGCGACCCGUCCCGGAGAUUCCCAGAGAGCUGAAAGAUGUUCAACAGAAACACAAGGAGACUCUGCGGGUACAAACUGAAACGCUGAGAGUGAACACGAUCCUGAUGAGGGAGAGGGUGAAGGUUUUCCAGCUGGUUGAUCGAUACGCUGAGCUCACGGUCAUUUCUACUGUUCGAGAUCGGAGACUGGUGGAACAUGAGCUGCUGGCAAGAGGCAGAGACCACGAGGAGUGGAGAGUGAAACAUCUCCGCGGAGAGCUGGAGAAACUCCGGACAGAUCGGUUGUUCCAGAGCAGCUUUUCCCGGAGUAAAUCCAAAUCUGGGAGUUCAGCAGCAGUGGCCGGAGUCCCGGGGAUCGGGAAAACAACACUGGUACAAAAGAUUGUUUAUGACUGGGCCACGGGGAAAAUAUACCAACAAUUCCAGUUUGUCUUCAGUUUCAAAUUCCGGGAUUUAAACUCCAUUAACUGCAGAAUAAACCUGAGGGAACUGAUUCUGGAUCAAUAUCCUUACUUUGGGAAUAUCCUGAGAGAGGUCUGGAAGAACCCAGAGGGAUUGCUGUUUAUAUUCGAUGGUUUGGAUGAAUUCAAACACAGAAUCGAUUUUGCUGACAGUCGGAGAGAUACAGAACCCAAGCACCAGUGCCCAGAUCCCGAGUGGUGGUGUGAAGUGUCUGUCAUUGUGUACAGUUUAAUUCAGGGCAAGCUGCUCCCAGGGUGUUCAGUACUGGUGACCACACGUCCCACUGCGUUAGGUUUAUUGGAAAAGGCGGAGAUCAGUCUCUGGGCUGAAAUCCUCGGAUUUGUUGGUGAGGAACGGAAGGAAUAUUUCAUCAGACAUUUUGAAGAUCAGACGGUGGCGGAAGCUGUGUUCAAGCAUGUGAAGGAGAACGAGAUCCUGUACACCAUGAGCUACAACCCCUCCUACUGCUGGAUCCUCACUCUGGCACUGGGCCCCUUCUUCACACAAAGAUUCAGGGACCCACAGCGAGUUCCCAAGACCAUCACCCAACUGUACUCCUACUAUAUUUACAACAUCCUGAAAAACCACGGCCGUGAGAUUGAGAAACCCCGUGAGGUGUUACUCAGGGUUGGUCAGAUGGCCUUCAGAGGAGUGUACGAUAAGAAGAUUGUGUUUACAGAUGGAGAUUUGAUCAACUACAAUCUGCAGCCUUCCCAGUUCCUGUCCGGAUUCCUGAUGGAGCUUUUGGAGAGAGAGGAUUCUGCCCGGAGCGUGGUGUACACAUUCCCACACCUCACCAUUCAAGAGUUUGUAGCUGCAGUCGCACAAUUCCUGAAUCCACAUCCCGGGGAUAUCUUGAAAUUCCUCACUGAGGCCCACAGCACGACAGAUGGGCGAUUUGAGGUAUUUCUCCGUUUCGUUGCUGGUCUCUCCAACCCAAUGACAUCUCGGGGCCUGGAGGAGUUUCUGGGUCCAUUUCCUCAUCAAACAACCUGCCGGGUGAUUGACUGGGUGAAGGAGGAGGUUAAACGCCAGAUUGGAAACACGAGGAGUGAAGCUGGUAAAAGGAGCCUCCUGAACACAUUGCACUACCUGUUUGAGUCUCAGAAUCGUGGACUGGCUCGGGCCGCACUGGGAUCUGUGGAAACACUUUCAUUCAGUGGAAUGACACUGACCCCGAUUGACUGCGCGGUCCUGUCUCAUGUCAUCGGACUCUGUGAUACAAUAAAACACCUCGACCUGGAGAGCUGCCACAUUCAGUGUGAAGGAAUCCAGCGGCUGGGACCCGGGCUGCACAAGUGCCAGGAGUUGAGCCUUGGGCGGAAUGAACUGGGAGAUUCAGGAGUGAAACUGGUGUCUGCGGCUCUGAGGAACCCGGAGUGUAAAAUACAGAAACUGCGGCUGCAGAAUGUCGGUCUCACAGAUUCUGGUGCCGAGGAUCUCGUCUCCGCUCUCAGUACAAACCGAUCACUGACGGAGCUGUACCUGAAUGGUAAUGAACUGGGAGAUUCAGGAGUGAAACUGGUGUCUGCGGCUCUGAGGAACCCGGAGUGUAAAAUACAGAAACUGGGGCUGUGUGAGGUCGGUCUCACAGAUUCUGGUGCCGAGGAUCUCGUCUCCACUCUCAGUACAAACCGAUCACUGACGGAGCUGUACCUGAAUGGUAAUAAACUGGGAGAUUCAGGAGUGAAACUGGUGUCUGCGGCUCUGAGGAUCCUGGAGUGUAAAAUACAGAGACUGUGGCUGUACGAUGUCGGUCUCACAGAUUCUGGUGCCGAGGAUCUCGUCUCCGCUCUCAGUACAAACCCAUCACUGACGGAGUUGAACCUGGGAUUAAACUCGCUGACAGACCGAUCUGUCCCCGCUCUCCGCCGCCUCAUACUGACCCUCCCGAGUCUGGAGUGGAUCGUGCUGUGGAUGAAUCAGUUCAGUGAGACCGGGAAGAAGGAACUGAGAUCUCUGGAGGAACCCAGACCCGGACUGAGAGUGUCCAUGUGAACAUCUGAAUGUGUGAACAUCCCCGCCCGCGGGAUGGGGACGUUUUGGCCGAUUCCUCGCCCUCCCCUUUAACCCCUCCCCCACCUUCCCCUUACCUUUAAUGUCCGCGCGCCAGGUUUAAUUCCCAACCGUUCUAACGGAGCUGGUUCCGUCCUCGCGCUUUGCGUCGAUCUUUGUGCGCCCGUAGUGACGUAUUUCCGUCUCCUGUCCAGCGGCGCUGCUUCCGCCGGAUAUGCGGGUUCGAGACCCCGGGGAAUGACACAGACAGGAAGAGCCCGGGGGCCGGGGCUCAGUCUGGGACACCGGUGUCCCGGGGUGGGAUUAUCCCGGGAGUACGUAAUGCUGGCUGGCCUGCUGCGUUCACGGGCAGCUUUUGUGUGUGUUCCUUGGUUAAUGUGGCCGCCGGGGAUGGAGUGAGACACUGACUUACAAUGGCCACUGUCGCUCACAGAAUCUAUGGCGAAGGAACAUGCGGGGCCCGUGGAUACAAUCCCGGGAUCGAGUGUCUUAUUGAUUGUAAUGACAGUAGUUUAAUUUGUGAUUUAUAUAGUCUUGGGUAUUACAUGUAUGUUUUAAUUCUAAUAAUU
Mobula hypostoma (lesser devil ray) is the source of this 3551-nucleotide messenger RNA. RefSeq names its product NACHT, LRR and PYD domains-containing protein 3-like. Gene Ontology annotation, molecular function: protein binding. The coding region runs from base 91 to 2964 and encodes 957 amino acids. The transcript is spliced from 11 exons. Gene Ontology annotation, cellular component: cytoplasm. The record is from RefSeq and is a predicted model, not a curated record. NCBI's taxonomy places the organism in Eukaryota, Metazoa, Chordata, Chondrichthyes, Myliobatiformes, Myliobatidae.